Phytophthora sojae is the source of this 897-nucleotide messenger RNA. RefSeq lists its product as hypothetical. The record is from RefSeq and is a predicted model, not a curated record. Lineage: Eukaryota; Oomycota; Peronosporomycetes; Peronosporales; Peronosporaceae. The transcript is spliced from 6 exons. The coding region runs from base 1 to 897 and encodes 298 amino acids.
AUGCCCAGAAGCCCAAAGAACACGAACAAGAAAAAGCUACAAGCACUCAAGCUGCUUAAGGCGACAAGUGCGACUGUAGUGGCAGUUGCGUCUGCUGUUGGGGACGACCGGUCGACGCUUCAUCGCUGGAAGAAGGACGCCAGUCGUAUCGCUGAAUCGAGCCCCAGUCCGUGCUUUGCCGGCCCCAAUGCGCGUGCUCACGUAUACGUGCAGCAGCCUGAGCUCGAGCAGAGGCUACUCGAGUGGAUUGUCAACACGCGCAAAAACAGAUAUCUUUGUGUGUCUACCAACUGCCUACUGCUUAUGCACUCGAAGUUCGCUCCCGCCCUCUUCGCGACACGGUCCCGGGCGGCUAGUUUGAUGUUCAUCCGCCGUUUCCUCAAGCGCAAUCGGCUGACAGUGCGGCGGAUUACUCACAAGGGCCGUAAGAAACGGUCGGAUAUGGAGGAAGUUGCGAAUGUGUUUUCGCACUCUAUCCUGCGUACCGUAGAGGAGGAUGGGAUUCUGGCUCACGUCAAUGGUCCCGACAAGUAUGCGUCAGUGUACAACAUGGACCAAACGGCUGUCUAUAUUGACAUGAAUGGACGCACCACGGUUGACUUUGUGGGCGCUCAAACGGUCGACGUCGUGCAAGGAAGCGCGAUAAACGGCUUCCGAGUGUCCGUGUUCCUUGCUGCGUCGGCCACGGGCGAGAAGCUGCCUCCGUUUGUUGUUUUUGCAGGUGUGCCCGGCGAACCCGUAUCCCAAGAGGUGUUGAACCCUGCUUUUGGAGCGGCGUCCGUCGAGCAUACCGUGCAGACGAACGCGUACUGCGACGCCACGGUCAUGCUGGACUGGAUCGAAAGGGCGACCCCUCGCGAUCCUGCCGAUACUGCGGUGUCCAGGUUGCAUCUGUAA